Molecule: messenger RNA, 3451 nt
Organism: Acanthoscelides obtectus
Lineage: Eukaryota; Metazoa; Arthropoda; Insecta; Coleoptera; Chrysomelidae
Source: the annotation of a GenBank genome assembly
GGUGCCAUUAAAGGACCAGCAUCUUUCAUGUGACUUUGAACUUCACUAAUCACCAUGUCGAAGAAGCUGUCCUCGUUCAUCAUGAAUAACCUCCUAACUAUCCUCACCGUAAUAGGUGUAGUGGGAGGAGCCGUAACGGGAAUAAUUAUUCGAUCCAGCACUCCUGGAAGCUGGACUAAGAGGGACGUCAUGUACCUGGCAUUCCCUGGAGAGCUGUUCCUCAGGAUGUUGAAGGCUCUGAUUAUUCCACUUCUGAUGUCGUCGGUGAUACACGCCAUCGGGUCGCUUGAUCUCAGUUUAUCUAAGAAGAUUGCUAUAAGGUCCAUUCUGUACUACGCGACAACUACAAUAUGUGCUGUGAUACUGGGCAUAAUCCUUGUAGUGACGAUAAAACCAGGUGUGGGCGGAAUAGCUGUAGACGAGAGGACCAAGCAAGCCGACGAGAAGGUGCCCAGACAUGUGCUUACCCAAGACACUAUGCUCGAUCUCAUCAGAAACCUCUUCCCGCCGAAUCUGGUCCAGGCAUGUGUAGCCCAGAGCCAGACCCACUUAAUAGAGCCCUUGAACGCCACCGAAAGGCAAAUGCCAAAGGAGUCGUGGAAGUUCAAGGAGCGAUUCGAGGAUACGACUAACGUGUUGGGUCUGGUCACUUUCUCGAUCGUCUUUGGAAUCGCACUGGGAAAGCUUGGAGUAAAAGGGAAAAUACUCCUGGACUUCUUUGAGUCAAUGAGUGAGGCGAUGAUGAUUAUCACAAGUUGGGUUAUUUGGAUAUCUCCCAUCGGUGUCUACUUUCUGGUCGUUGCUAAGAUGAUGGAAAUCAAGAGCUUCGGGGAACUUGUGGGAAGACUUGGGCUGUACUUCAUGACGGUGCUUCUUGGCUUAUUCCUUCAUGGAUUUGGUACCCUCUCUGUGAUAUUCUUUGUCGCAGUACGCAGACUGCCCUUCAAAGUUAUCGGUCAGCUCAGUCAAGUGCUGAUCACGGCAUUCGGAACAGCGUCCAGUUCCGCGACGAUGCCGAUAACUAUCCAGACGAUGGACAAGAUGGGCUUGGAUCCAAGAGUUACCAGAUUCGUAAUUCCAAUUGGUGCAACGAUAAAUAUGGACGGCACGGCAUUGUACGAAGCCGUGGCAGCAAUAUUUAUUGCUCAGCUCAAGAACAUAGAAAUGUCUUUUGGGAAGACAGUCGCUGUUUGUGUAACAGCGACUGCAGCUAGUAUAGGUGCUGCAGGGAUCCCGCAAGCUGGACUUGUGACAAUGGUGAUGGUGUUAGACACGGUGGGAUUGCCUUCGGAAGAGGUCAUAAACAUCAUAGCUGUAGACUGGUUGUUAGACAGAUUUCGAACGACAAUAAACGUGAUGUGUGACUGUUUAGGAGCCCGGCUAGUCGAUAUUCUCAGCAUUGGUGAACUGGGUGGGGUGACACCCACAGAUAGGCUGAACGCGGAGCCGACGGAGUUAGUCGAAAUGACUAAGGCAGACAGUCACUUGUAAUCCAGAAUGCGGUUCGUAAGGAAUGCACUUUAGCGCAGUUUGCCCACCUAUGCAGCUACUGUGAUCAAAACCACACUACAUCCAGGAUCAGAUAUACGCAAGACAGAAAAAGUAUUGCACUGUGUAGUGACAUCGUACACCAACUUGCGUACUUACUGUCUUACUAAAUAUACACAAAAUCCGGCACUCUUCUUACAAUUGUAAUAGGAAAAAGAUACUUUUUCAUCAUCUUAUAUUAUGACAAUGAAGUAUGAAAGAAGGUGUCACUAAACUGGUAAGAAUGUGAUACUAGUAAAGUAUCAUAUCACGAUAACAUGCAUCCAAACAGUUAUUUACGCUUAAUUUCAAAGGGCAUACUUGCGCAUUUCUUAAUUGAUGAAGUCUGUAAUGUAUAUAUGUUUCCCUUAAGGUGACGUUGUGAUGAAAAGACUCAGUGAUGUUUUACGUGAACUUGUCAUAGAUGAGAGAUACGAUAUUACUCUCAAAUUAGGCAUUUCUAGACAGCUAUCCAGAACUACAGAUUCCGAAAUGUCUAGUAAUGAAAAUGUGUUAUAUUUGUGUAUAUAACUAUAUCUAUAUUUAUACAUGGAAUAUCGUAUUGCCCCUGUACAUACCACAAUUUUCCAUCCAAUGCGUGCAGGGGCUCACAUGUAAUUCUCACCCUGUAUAUACUCUAUUUUUUCUAGUUUAUUUAUAUGCAUUGGUAAUUAUUUUAGGAAGUAUUUAUAUUUCGGAAACAUUUUCCAUCAGCUGCUCGAACAUUUUUCCAAAAUACGUGCAGAAUUUUUGUAUUAUUUUAGGAGUCAUAUAUGUCGGUAUAAACUAUCAUCAUCUUACCCAUUCUUGUGUUCACUAUUUUGCAAAGCUCAUGAAUUGAGACUUAUUUGAAAAAAGGUAAAUUGAAGUUGUGCUUUAAAAAUAAUUUCAAAUGAUACAUUGGAAGCUUUAAAAAAUUGAAUUGAUAAAAUUCAACGUAUAAACAUAAGAAUAUUUUGCCAUAUAAUUCCUUAAUUAUACUUGUUUAGGUGGGUAGUUGUAGAUGUAUGACCUUUUCGACAAUAAUGAUGAUUCAUGAAAUGGAUGAAAUAGAUGUUGCGAUAUUAUAUAAAUGUUAUAUGGUAUUGAUGUGAAAUGUAUAUUGAUUACAGAACAGUAGAAACCAAUAUUCCAUCAUACAAUCCAUAAGUUAAAGGUAUUCUGAUAGAUCUGUUUACUUACAAGUAUCAAGUACCUUACGCAAUGAUAAAAUAUGUUUUCAGUAAUAACCUCGACAUUCUAAUCGAAUACUAUUUUCAUACUGACUUGCACUUGACUUUUCAGGAACCGAUAAAAUUUAAAUAAUACCACGAUUGUCGAAGAAGAUUAUGUGGAAAAUGAUGUUCUGUAAAUACAAUAUGCUAUCAGUGAAAAUAGUAAAUAUACCUAUCUUGGCGCUCUAAUUUUCACUUCACUCGAAUCAUUCUUUCAUACUCUCAUUUAUUGUUAUGCGUUAGGCACGCUAUAAGCAGCCAUACUUUUAUAUUACGUAUAAAUAUUGGGACCAAGUUCUGUUAUAGAUGUAAGAUCUUUCUUUGUCUUAUUCUCACCCUUUUUUUGUUAAUCGAUUUUGUACAAAUUAUAGGUGUUAAGAUAGUAUUAACAAUAACUGCCGAUAUAGUAUCAUUAAAAUGUAAUUCAGUUACCAGUUACGUUGAAAAUUACCAUAUAAAUAAAGUUUGUAGAAUGUAGGGGUAUUAUUUGUCUAGAAAACCCAAUUUACGAAUACGCUUUUUUCAUCCUUCAUCACCUUAACCCAUUAACGCCCAAAAGCACUAUUGAUAUUAAAAACCUGUAUUUUUGAUUUAAAUUGAUAAAAUAGGUUAUUAAAACACAAACUAGGAAAAAAUUUGACGUAUUUAUAUUUUAGAAAAAAAUAUUUAGACCCGUACUCGCAUGAGUACACUGGGCACAUACAGAUUCA